CAUUUUUGUAUGUUUUCUACAAAAUUUCCAUUAUCAGGAGUAUUGCGAACCGCCAGAAUGGUCACCUCCACCGGCCCUGAAGCAGAACUGGCUCCUAUUGAGCAGGCGAAGAAACGAGCUGCGUUUGCCUGCGGUGAAAAAUAUGUGCAAAGUGGUUGCCGUCUUGGUGUUGGAUCCGGAAGCACUGUCAAGUAUUUGGUAGAAUAUCUUAAACAAGGAUUUCAGAAUGGAAGUCUCAAGGAUAUCAUCUGUGUUCCAACCAGUUUUUUGACAAAACAAUGGCUGAUUGAGUCUGGUCUCCCUGUCUCCGAUUUGGAUUCACAUCCAGAACUGGAUGUGUGUAUUGAUGGAGCUGAUGAAGUUGACGGACAGUUCACGUGCAUCAAAGGCGGAGGUGGAUGUCUGGCUCAAGAAAAAAUUGUUCAAACCGCUGCAAAAAACUUUUACGUGAUCGCUGAUUAUUUAAAAGAUUCCAAACACUUGGGUGAUCGCUAUCCGAAUGUCCCAAUUGAGGUUCUACCUCUUGCUGCUCAACCACUUCUACGUUCGAUUCCACGCGCUGAAGGUGGAAGCUGUCAACUUCGACAAGCUGUCAAAAAGUGCGGACCAAUUGUGACAGACAAUGGAAACUUCAUUAUUGAUUGGCAGUUCGAGAAAAACGUAUCCGGAAGAGAUUGGUUCGCGAUUCAGCAACGAUUGGCCAAUACACCAGGAAUUGUUGAAACCGGAUUAUUCAUCGGUUGCGUCGACGCAGUAUUCUUCGCGUACUCUGACGGAUCUGUCAAGGAAAUUGUCAAUUCCAAGAAGCACUGACUACUUGCAUCGAAUUUUGUUCAUAUUGAAAAUUAGUUGUUUCUUAUCACCACCACACUCUCCAAACUUCACUUUUCCUCUUCCCAGUUGUUGUGAAAAUUGUACCCAUUCAUUCCCAAUGUUCCUAGUAUACGUGUAGUUCUUAGAAUAGCCCCAAUAAAAAUUGUGUUGAAA
Molecule: messenger RNA, 987 nt
Organism: Caenorhabditis elegans
Lineage: Eukaryota; Metazoa; Nematoda; Chromadorea; Rhabditida; Rhabditidae
Gene: rpia-1
Product: Probable-ribose 5-phosphate isomerase
Biological process (GO): pentose-phosphate shunt; pentose-phosphate shunt, non-oxidative branch
Molecular function (GO): ribose-5-phosphate isomerase activity
Source: RefSeq, marked reviewed